CUGACGGCGCCCGCCAACACUUCGAGUUCGAUUUCGAGUUUGCUCAUGCGAAAAGACUCGUAUCGAUUAUAGCGGCGUCAUGAUUGGUCGUGAUGAAAACGUGGCGGCGUAACUUAAAGCAACUCGAAGAGAGACAUUCCCGACUGAGCAGGUGGUUAAGCAGUUUGUAAAGAUGAUUGAGACGUAUGCUUCUUCAUAGAAAUAUUAAUAAUGCUGAUGGAAACGAACCACCAUUAUGGGGAGGGUUUUGAAGAAGAAACAUCGAAGCAAAGGCGAAAAACUAGUGAUAAGACAUAAGAAGAGUGAAGUUUUUCCUGGUCAUAAUACAAUUGUGCCCAAGGAUCAGAAGAAAUUGUUGACUAAUGCACGUCUUACAGUACCACAUGUCCAAACCGGAAUAUUUAUGAAAGGAAGGAAAUCCAGUACUUAUUGCAGAGAAGAUGUUAGAUUUAAUAUGAUGAACAGAGCUCGUAUGAACGAAAAGCUAAAUGAUAUACUGAGUCUUGCAAAACAUUCGCAUGGAUCAAAUCACAAAUCAAUUAAUGAAAGUAUAGAUACUGUUCAUGAUGUACAGACUCACAUUUUUUCCCAGGAAAGAGAACACCAUGGGAAUUCUCCUCAAUCUAUGAUUUUAGAAGAACAAUGUGGAAAAAAAAAAUAUCAACUUUCUCAAAGUCUCCCCAAAGGCAUCAGCACUCCAGUAGAAAUGAAAAACCAGGCCAAACAAAAUGUAUUUCAGUGUCAAAAAUUACAGUCCAGUGAAAAACAUGAAGAAAAUUUUCAUGAAUCAGAGUACUCACACUUCAAAUUUUUUAUCACUCAUUUUGAUUGCGUGUCUUUCAAUCUGGUUUUUACAGAAGAUUUCAUUGUUCAGGAGAAGUUGGCAUUGAAAAAGAAGAAACAAAAUAAAUUAAUGGAUCAUACUUCUUUUAAUAAGUUGUCAAAAAUAAAUAAAGAAAAGAGAACUACAAUUCGUCAUUCUCAAUAUCCAGAAGGUGAGGAUUUAAUGGAUAAAACUAAAAUGUUGAAAAACAUUAAUUGCAGAAAUAUUAACAAAACUGUGAAAUUGCCUAAGAAGAAUCUCAAUUAUAAUGCAUUUAAAAAUGUUAAAAAGAUACAAAUCAUUAACACAUCUCAUGGUCAACGAAAAGAUCAUGAAUAUUUGGAGAAUAUGGAUAUUUUUCCAGGGCAUUCUUUAUCACUGUCUCCUCACCAUAAAUUUGAACUUUACACAACUGAGAUGACAUUUUCAUCGAAAGACAAAAUUACUUACUCAGAAGAAAGUAGAUGCAAAACAAAACAAUCACUGUUGAAUCCUCUAAGGUUUCUUGAAAAUUCACUCUCUGAAAAUAACAAGAAUUUAAUUCCUUCAAAAUCAUCAUCUUUAGAUGGAUUUCAGUUUUUGAAUCAUUCUCUUGGCCUAUCUUCUUCCUCAGCACCAUCGGAUAUGCAUGUUCCCAUACACAGACACAUGAAACAACAACUUUCUCGAUUUCCUACAUCUCUAUGUGAAAAUUUAACAAAAGAAAUAAAUGAGAAGUUUGAAUCACAUACGAUUAAUCAGCAUUCUCCUUCAAGUGUCAAUAUUUGGAAAAAUGAUUUAAAAUUUAGUCUAAGUGAAAGCCCUUGCAAUCAUGAAAUUUUUGAUUUUCAAUUUGAUGAACAAGUGGAUACACGUCCUGAUGAUUUCCAAAUUGGGAAUUAUUUUAACGAUGAAAAAGUUGUGUCAAAGAACUUAAAGGACUGUGAAGACUGCAUGUCAUGCGGAAGUGUUAUCCAAUCACAAACUUUUGAAAAUCGAUCACCUUCAUUGAGAAACAUAAAUGACUCUUCAAGCCCUAUUAACAUAGAGAAAGUUACAAAACCUCUGAAAUUGGAAAGCCCUAUUUUGAAAACUACAGUAAAAAGGCAAGACAUUAAAAAACCCUGCUGCUUGCAUUUUCCUGAUGAUAAUUAUCAAUCACAAACAAUAAAGAAUGAUGUUCUCUCAUUAUCGAAUUUUGAAGAAGAGGACUUCCGAGCAAAUAAUUUCUGGCAUAGAAGAAAAAUGUUUUAAAAGAUUUGCACACACUUGUGAGAAUGUGCAUAUUUUGCCACGUGGAAAACCAGAACUUGUUGAUACUAAUAUUUACAAUGUUCAAAAUUAUUUUGACACAUGGUAAGAAGUGGAUAUUGGUUGAUUAUAAUGAUUCACAAAUAAUCACAUAAAUGUUUUCUUGUAAUAAGUUUUAUAGUAGGUCAAAUUCGGAAGAAUUAAAUAUAUUCUUUUUGGUUAAUUUUUGAGAACUUAUUUCUUUAACAUUAUGUACAUUUUGCAUUUGUGUUUUGUGUCAUCAACAAAAAGAUUGUACAGUAAUGUCACUUGUAAAUAUAUUUUUAUUUAAUUUAUAGUUAAUGUUUUUAUCACAAUAAGAAUACAUUUAGUUAUAGAAAAUAAAAAGUCAUUCUCAAAAAA
Messenger RNA from Gryllus bimaculatus (two-spotted cricket), 2455 nucleotides. The record is from the annotation of a GenBank genome assembly. Lineage: Eukaryota; Metazoa; Arthropoda; Insecta; Orthoptera; Gryllidae.